This is a messenger RNA of Zophobas morio, 831 nucleotides long. RefSeq lists its product as uncharacterized. Bases 297 to 755 code for a protein of 152 amino acids. Gene Ontology annotation, molecular function: odorant binding. NCBI's taxonomy places the organism in Eukaryota, Metazoa, Arthropoda, Insecta, Coleoptera, Tenebrionidae. The transcript is spliced from 6 exons. The record is from RefSeq and is a predicted model, not a curated record. Gene Ontology annotation, biological process: sensory perception of smell.
AUUACUUGGCUUGUAGAUCGUAAUUACUCACUGUGCUCCCUAAUUUUAGACAAUUAAUUAGGUUUUAAUGUCCUAAAAUCAUAGUUGUACGCUGGGAAGGUAGCCAAUACUAUAAUUAUUAGUUUUAUAAGGCUAGAUGAUGUUAAAUAAACGUGAUUCAUCAAAAAUUAAAAGCGCCUCUAAAUACUUUUUGAUUAUCGUCAAUUAAAAACGAAUAAAAAAUUACGUUGCAAAAAUUUUGCUAUAUAAAGUGCGCCAGGGUUUGCACAGUCGUCGAGUCAAGAAGAUCGAACAAAAUGAAAACUUUUGUGGUUAUUUGUGCUUUCGUUUUCGGAGCUAACGCUCUAACUCAAGAGCAGUAUGGAGAGAUCAUGAAGAAAGUCAGUGUAGUUGGAAACGGCUGUGUCCAGAAAGAAAACGCCACACCUGAGGACAUGGCUCAACUCAUUGCCCAUGAGAUUCCUCCCAGCACUCACACCGCAAAAUGCAUCCUCGCCUGUUUCUACGAACAUUACAAAAUGAUGAAACCCGAUGGCACUUUCGAUAAACAAGCAGCAAUUGACGCUUUCCACGAGAUUAAGGCCAUGGAUGCGGAUUUGUACGGAAAAAUUUUGCAAAUUAUCGACACCUGUGAAGAGCAAAAAAAAAUUACGGAUGAUCGGUGCGAAACGGCGUCCCUGAUGGCUACCUGUGUGAAAAAUCAGGCCGAAGCUCUGGGUGUGACCAAGGAAGCCUUUUUGGUGUCUGAAUCAUAGUGAAUUUGUCGUUGUCUUGUUGUCGUUGUAGUUAUGUUUAGAAAUAAAGUGCAUGUGCAUUGUAUUUUGGUUUUUA